GAAUCAUAACUAGGAAGGAACACCCCCACACAAGGAACCUGGUACGAACCAAGCCCUUUGAGCGGCACCAGAUGUACAUGCGAGUGUGGAAGGCUCGACCACCUGUGGGAGAGGCCAGCCGGAGUUCGGUGUGUCGGGAGGUCCACAAUAAACUCUUGAGGAAGGAGGAAAUCCCACCGACUAAAGCGCUGACUCCCAAUCCGUACAUCGUUCCAACCGACAAGCCUCGAUAUGAACUUCGCUGGGCCGUGCGACAGUGCAAUGAGAAUUACGAAAUGCCCCCUUGUGGAUUUUUCCAUGAAUCCUAA
Messenger RNA from Candidula unifasciata, 308 nucleotides. The record is from the annotation of a GenBank genome assembly. NCBI's taxonomy places the organism in Eukaryota, Metazoa, Mollusca, Gastropoda, Stylommatophora, Geomitridae.